GGAAAUACAGUGUAGCAUAUUUAGAUUUUACGAGAGACAGGUUUUAUCAAUCUACUUAAAGAUUUUUUGUAGUGUUUCCAAAAUAAGCGAUGAGGUAGGUCUUUUCAAACCUCACAGAGACGAUGUGAUAGCAAAGUAACGAUAGCCAGCUCCUGUUAGCUACCGUUAGUAAGGUGUCAGGUGAUAGCCGAGUUAGCGAACGUAUGUGACAACCCGGCAGCUAGCGGCAAAGUUGUUUUGGAGAAGCUUUUUGGGAGAGUAAUGCCGAUCAGCUGUUGCACAUUUUAAUGUAUAGUUGUAAAUCAACAAGGUAACCAACUGGUAAAGUCCGAUGUGUGUAUCCGUUAGCAACGUUGCGUGGUUGAAAUUCAAGCUAGCAAGAGGACAUUAAGUUAGCUUAGCUGCUACAUAAACGAUAACAUCCACCAAGCUGGACAAAACUUUGGAUUUAGUUGGGUUUAAAUCGGGCUCAGUGGGUUCGCUGACGCCUCAGAAGAAGAUGAAGAAGAGGAAGGAGCUGAAUGCCUUGAUCGGACUCGGUGACAGCAAGAGAAAGAAGACAAAAAAGGGUUCCGGUCACCGGCUUCUCCGAACCGAGCCGCCGGACUCUGAGUCAGACUCCAGCUCGGACGACGACGAGUUCAACAACCUGAGCAGCGGAGCUAAUUUUGGGAAAAGAAGCUACACACAGUGCUGUAAUGUGUGCUACCCCUUGUUUCUGUUCAUCAUACUUGCUGCCUGUGUUAUGGCCUGUGCUGGACUCAUAUGGAUGCAGAUUGCUCUGAAAGAAGACUUGGACUCGAUGAAAGAAAAGAUGCAUAGCAUGGAAUCCAGCCAGAAGGUGUCAUCAAGUGAAAUACCAAAACUAAGUGAGGACCUGAAAAACAAGGAGAGAAAGCUUGACGACAUUGAAAAUGGGGACAAAGGGUUGAGCAAGCUCUGGUCUAACCUAACAGAAAUGAACAGAAAGAUCAGUUUGCUGGACUCUGCAGUAAACCAUUUAAAGGUCAACUUGAAAUCCGCCGCCGACUUAAUCAGCCUUCCCACUACAGUUGAAGACCUUCAAAAGAGUGUUGCUACAAUUGGCAGCACACUAACAAGUGUACAGCAUGAUGUGAAGACUAUGCAGGCUGCUCUUGAAAAUCCGAAGAAAGAUGACGAGUUGAAGAAGACGAUGGACAUAACAGACCUGAGGAACGCAGUGGGUGAGGCUAACAAGACGGAGGAGCUGCAUCAUUCACAGACCGAUGAGCAGAUCCACAUCCUCCUCUCUACAAUCGCAGAUCUCCAGCAGAGAGUGUUGUCGUUAGAGAACGGGUCGAAGAAAAGCUCAAAGGUCAAAGACGCAGCAGCAAUCACCAGUAAAACUCCAGCAACCGACAUGCUGGCAGAAGCUACUACAACCAAAGCAACACCUGGGCAUGUGCAAGAGGUAGCCACACCACUGACGGAGCCACAGAAAAGCAGACUCCCACGCUUCUUAACUCCAAACCGCUCUAAGAGAAAUGCUGAGACAAUAUGCCCGAAGAGGGUGCUCCUGUCUGGUGUCAGUUCUCUGAAAGACUUGGAGGACAUCUUGCAGAAGACAGACAUUGGUCAUAAUUCACCCGGAUUGACCUAUCGAAGCCUGAGGAAAGUAUUUGGAACAUCAACUCCCAAUGCUCGUACCAUGGAGUGUUUUGACAAUGACGGAGACCACAGGUUGUCCCUGACGGAGCUGAGAGCUGCUGUAGGUGUGUGAGCACAUUGUCACUGACAGCAGUGGACAGUAUUGAACACCCAGCAGGGUCUGGGGGGUAUGAAGUUCCUGACCCUUUUCUGUAACUGCUGCACUUUUGUGAACUGAAUAUUUAUCAUACUGAUUGUGGAACAGUGGCGCUGGCAUGCCCCAUACUCACUCCCCCUCCCCCCGGUCUUUUUCAACACAAUCUCAUACACAAAAUGUACGCCUAAAUUUUAAAAUGAAUCCAUACGAGUACCUGUAUACAGAAUAUUCCGCGUUUUAUUUUUGGCAAAUUUUAGGGUUUACAUUAAAUAAACCGUGGGAUGUGUUGUGAAUUAUUUUGAAUCCUGUUUUCCUCCAUCAAUUCUCAGACUUCCUGCACCUGUGUUUUUAGUUUUUAAUUUGUCUUUCCCAUCUUGAUGUAACAUUUUUUUGUGUAUUUAGCUUCUCUGGAGGCUGCUGUUGUCAGUCUACUUCCCCACAAACACCUGGUACAAAUCACCUGAACCUUAAUUGUAGAAUCUGAGAUAGAAUUUUAGGAAUGUUUACAAAUUAGAAACUGUUUUUGUGAGUCUUUUGUUUUAGCAAGAUAAUCCUAACAACUGAAAAACACUAUUGAGCAUAAGAGUUUGGAUUUAGGUAUGCUCUUUUCUAAGCUAAAAACAAUUUCAGAUUUCUUUCUGCAAAGUGUUUUCCCUCAUUUAUUUUAAGUUAGUUGCUGUAAUUUCAUUGUGUUUAAGCCAUCUGUACAUUUGUGUUUGUUUUUUUUGGAGCUUUCAGUUUUACAUGUUUUGAAGGGCUAUGAAAACUUUGAAUCAUUCAGAAAGAGUUUUGAAGUGGUAACUCAUGAGGCAUAUGUAGCAAUAACAAAAUGACAUAGAUAUUGCUUGUUUAGAAUUGCAUUAGACAGAAGGCACACCUGGCUCACAAUGUGCAACAGGUAGUAUAGGAAGCACUGACCAUGACUCUUGACUUGAUCCAUUUUAUUCCAUUUUUAUGGACCUAAUAAGGGUGUAUUUACAUAACAAAUUUGUCAUACUUAAACAGUGUUGUACUCUGUAAAAAUGGUUUAAAUGUAUUCUCACAAAUUAUCUUGUGAGGGGGGUUGGUAAAAUUUGUUUUACAGUCUUAAUCUCAACAUUGCAUUUCUUUUAAAUAUAAUUCUGUUGUGCUUUGCAUGUUGCUUAUAAUGUAACAUGAACAAAUUAUUUAUAAACUUAACAUAGUCGACUACUUGUUUUUUGCAGGACAAUGUAACAGCUUUGACCAUAGUGGCAGAUUUUGGGUCCAUGCUGCUGCUGUACAUGGGGAGGUUUUAUGAAUGUUUUUUGUGUGAGCACCAUUGAAUAAACACAAAGUUAAAGGUU
Molecule: messenger RNA, 3090 nt
Organism: Cottoperca gobio
Lineage: Eukaryota; Metazoa; Chordata; Actinopteri; Perciformes; Bovichtidae
Gene: efcab14
Product: EF-hand calcium binding domain 14
Exons: 9
Coding region: 500-1741 (413 amino acids)
Source: RefSeq, a predicted model, not a curated record